Molecule: messenger RNA, 1605 nt
Organism: Arxiozyma heterogenica
Lineage: Eukaryota; Fungi; Ascomycota; Saccharomycetes; Saccharomycetales; Saccharomycetaceae
Gene: PET112
Product: glutamyl-tRNA(Gln) amidotransferase subunit PET112
Exons: 1
Coding region: 1-1605 (534 amino acids)
Biological process (GO): mitochondrial translation; glutaminyl-tRNAGln biosynthesis via transamidation
Cellular component (GO): glutamyl-tRNA(Gln) amidotransferase complex; mitochondrion
Molecular function (GO): glutaminyl-tRNA synthase (glutamine-hydrolyzing) activity
Source: RefSeq, a predicted model, not a curated record
AUGUUUAGGUUAAAAAACUACUGUCAACUACGAAGAAGAUUUAUGACUUCAAUUGCUAAUGAAUAUCAAUUAAAAUGUGGAUUGGAAAUCCAUACUCAGUUAAAUACAGAAAAAAAAUUAUUUUCUCUAGCAAAAAAUGAUCCAUUCGGAUCAAUAUCUAGUCCAAACCAUCACGUUAGUUACUUUGAUGCUGCAUUACCUGGGACACGACCUAUCCUAAACUAUGAAUGUGUUUUGAAAGCAUUGAAAUUGGCAAUUUCUUUGAAUUGCGAUGUAAAUUUAAACUCUCACUUUGAUAGAAAACAUUAUUUCUAUGGAGACCAACCGCAAGGUUAUCAAUUGACACAGCAUUAUUCACCCAUUGCAUCUAAUGGUUAUCUCAACCUUCACUCAGAUAUUGACAACCUCGAUACUCCAACAAAAAAAAUUAAUAUUAUUCAAUUACAGUUAGAACAGGAUACAGGUAUGUCUCACUACGACAACUAUGAGAAGAAGACAAUGAUAGAUUUGAAUAGAUCUAAUGUCCCACUUAUUGAACUUGUUACAGAACCAAAUUUUGAUAGUGUGCCACAAGUUAUAGCCUUUUUGAAAAAAUAUCAAAAUUUAGUGAGAAGAAUUAAUGUAUCAACAGGAAAUUUGGAGACUGGUGCAAUCAGAGUUGAUGUGAAUGUAUCAGUUGGUGAUUAUCCAAGAGUAGAACUGAAAAAUUUAUCAAACACAUCAUCUAUUUCAAAUGCAAUUAAAUACGAAUAUGAUAGACAGAUUAAUAUUAUAAAACAAGGAAAAGCAGCUGAGUUAUUGCGUUAUGAAGAAACUAGGGGAUGGAACGGUUAUGAAACUAUCAAAUUAAGGAGUAAAGAAACAACGAUUGAUUAUAGAUAUAUGCCAGAUCCAGAAUUAGGAUGUAUUAGAUUAGAUUAUUCUAUUAUUAAAGAUAUAAAGAAAUCUUUACCAAUCAGUACAGAUGACGAAAUUAGAAUUUUUCUAAAUGAACCAUAUAAUUUAAGUCUCAAGAAUGCUAAGUUGUUAUGUAUUCAGAAUGGGAAAAAUGAAUAUUAUACAAAUGAAGAAGUCAAGAAAUAUUAUUUAGAUAGUUUUAAUUUAUUUAGAGAAGUAAUACCUCCGUCGUUUGAAAGGGAUUGUAAAAUUAUAGCUAAUUGGGUUAUUAAUGAAUUAUUAGGUGAUUUGAAUAAAUUAGAGUUACCUUUGAAAAAUAUUCAAGAAUUAUUUCCACCAACUAAGUUUAUUGAAUUCAUCAAAUUGUUACAAAACGGGAAAGUUUCUAAUACAGGUGGUAAGAGAUUAUUAUUUUAUAUAUUAGAAAAUAUUCAAACGAAACAGUUUAAAGGAAAUAUUGAUCUUCAAUAUCUGAUUCAAAAACUCAAUAUCGAAAUAAAAUCAUCCGUAGAUGGAGAAGAAUUAUUAAAACAAUGUCAAAGUAUUAUUGAUAAUAUCAAUAACCCUAAACUAAUAGAGAAUAUCAAAUCUGGAAAGAAAAAAAAUUCAUUAAAUUAUUUAGUCGGUAUAGCCAUGAGACAGACUAGAGGAAGAGUGAAACCAACAGAAUAUCAACGUAUAUUUAAAAACAUAUUAAUGAUCAAAUAA